AAUCUAUCUUUUUACCAAAAUAAAAACAACCACAUCAUCACAACUUGCAAAAACACAACUUAUUGAUUACAAUGGAACCACAGCCAUUACAACAGCAUCUAACACAACAACAGUCAAGGAGUAACAUUAUUAAAUCAACCAUGGUAACUGAAGAUCUUUAUGCCCCUCUAUCGCCCUGUCCCAUACCAGAUAUUAGCGAUGAUGAGUUGGUUUCCAUAUCUGUACGUGAUUUAAAUCGAACAUUGAAAAUGCGUGGUCUUAAUCGUGAGGAGAUUGUGCGCAUGAAACAACGUAGACGUACUUUAAAAAAUCGUGGCUAUGCAGCCAGUUGUCGCAUUAAACGUAUCGAACAGAAAGAUGUUUUGGAAACGGAAAAAUCUCAUGAGUGGACGGAACUAGAACAGAUGCACGAAGACAAUGAACAGUGUGCUAGGGAAAUUGAAACCUGGAAAAAGAAAUAUGCCGCUUUAUUACAAUUUGCAGCUCAUAAUGAUAUCCCAAUACCGCCGGAAUUGGAAACUUGCUAAGCAUUGGCGUUCGUAAUGAUUUUCAUAAUUUGAUCAAUAACAGUACAAGUUUAUACUUUUUUCAUAUUUGACUUUUAUUUAGAGAUAAGUUUAUUAGAAUUAAUUAUAUAUUAGUAGAAUUAAGAAAAAUAUACAUACAUACUUCAUUAGUAUUUACUAAA
Messenger RNA from Calliphora vicina (urban bluebottle blowfly), 688 nucleotides. It is a transcript of the gene maf-S, whose product is annotated as maf-S. Gene Ontology annotation, biological process: regulation of transcription by RNA polymerase II. The transcript has 2 exons. The record is from RefSeq and is a predicted model, not a curated record. Lineage: Eukaryota; Metazoa; Arthropoda; Insecta; Diptera; Calliphoridae. Bases 72 to 527 code for a protein of 151 amino acids. Gene Ontology annotation, molecular function: DNA-binding transcription factor activity, RNA polymerase II-specific; RNA polymerase II cis-regulatory region sequence-specific DNA binding. Gene Ontology annotation, cellular component: nucleus.